AUGGAUUAUCCAACAGAUAAAGAGGAGAUGGAGGUGGCGGUUAUUGCCGCACCUAUCAGUGAAAUGACGUUGCUGAAUAAGCAGCACCAGCUGUAUCAAGAGGAUGCAAUAGCGCAGCAGGAGAGCAGCAGCAGCAGCAGCAGCAGCAACAGCAGCAGUCCUUUGCUGCAGCAUCCUGAUUUCUUAGCAGCAAAUGCAGCAGCAAUAGCAGCAAAUAGUGGCGAUUAUACCUCAUGGUAUUUAAGGAGAAAAUUCUUAACUUUAAAGCCUGAACAUAUCAAUGCUGACGAACUACGGUUUUGUCGUGAGGUAUGCUCGGAGAGUCUAAAGAAUUAUCAGGCUUGGUUCCAUCGUCGUUGGCGUUACUUGCCGAUGUUCGAGCAGUAUCCAACAAAUGAGAGUUUGGUUGCCUUCCUCUUAGGUUGCCUAAAGGCAGCAGCAGCAGCAGCAAAGGAGCUGCAGCAGCAGCAGCAGCAGGGGCAGGAGCAGCAACAGGGGCAGGACCAACAGCAGGGGCAGGAGCAACAGCCUAAGGAGCUACAGGAAGCAAUAGAGGCGCUGCUGACUGCAGCAGCAGCAGCAGCAGCAGCAGGAGAAGGAGCAGGCAGCCGUCUAGGCUUAGAGAUUGGCGUCACUAUUGAUGAGAUGAGAGGAGACCUUAGAGCAGCACAUAAGUGA
Messenger RNA from Eimeria maxima, 678 nucleotides. RefSeq lists its product as hypothetical. Gene Ontology annotation, biological process: protein geranylgeranylation; protein farnesylation. The coding region runs from base 1 to 678 and encodes 225 amino acids. The record is from RefSeq and is a predicted model, not a curated record. Gene Ontology annotation, cellular component: CAAX-protein geranylgeranyltransferase complex; cytoplasm; protein farnesyltransferase complex. The transcript has 5 exons. Lineage: Eukaryota; Apicomplexa; Conoidasida; Eucoccidiorida; Eimeriidae. Gene Ontology annotation, molecular function: CAAX-protein geranylgeranyltransferase activity; protein farnesyltransferase activity.